CGAAGUACGAUCCCUAAUAUAUCUACGUCAUUUGUUGACGUUUGAUAUGUACUGACUCUCACCAGUUGUCGGACAGGGGUAACGUUAGCUGUGACAUCAAUCGAGAACAUGCUCGAACCAUUGUUAAACAUCUGAUACGAUUCCAUCUCCCUAUUAACACCAACCAUGGACGACAGGACCAACAUCUCGAUUCUUUGUAAAAAUAAAAAUAAAAAGACAACUCACAUUCCGCUUAAUCCAACUAACAAAUACGGCGUAGCUAAAUAUUUAUAUUAGACACCCGAUCAUUAUUAUUAGUAAUUAAGGGUUUUCCGAUAAUAACUCCCUUAGGAUACUGCGACGAUAACAUGCGAAAGGCCAGAUCGGCUUCUAGAGCAGAAUUCCCUUGCCUGCAAGGCGACGAGAAUAGCUGUAACAGACCCGCCACCCAUAAUGUCAAACCAAGCACUACUGUAUCGAAGAAGCGUAAGUCGGAUACAGUAGAAUACCGUCAAAAUAUAUCUGAAGUGGACAAUAAUGAUCCUCGCCUUUAUGAGAUAGACGAGACGUGCAACGAGAUCCGCCAGAAGAUCAAAGACUUUAACCAAGGUGGAAAUAUGAACGUUGGGGACUUCCAGAAAGCAAUAGGGGUAUCUUCAGGUGCAUAUCAGCGGUUCAUGAAUCAGAGCGGAACCUACAAAGGCAAGGACUGCGAUACAUACCGUAAAGCCUUUACGUUAUUCAAGAAGCGCGAGCUGCAGGGUCUCAAAGCGGUUCCGCCUAAGAGACCUAGGAAGAGCGAAAGUGAAGCUCUUGAUGUCAGCGAUAUAAAGCUUUACGGCGAGGAUACACAGAGUGUACCAGUGUAUGAUACGUGCGACGAGGUCCGCAAAAAGAUCCGGGCUUUUCUACGGAAGCCUGACAUCAGCCAGAGCGCCUUCUGCCGUGCUAUAGCGAAGAGUUUCCCCGGAGAAAAACGGAUUCAAUCCAGGCAGCUUAACUGCUUCCUAGAUAAGAAGGGGCCUAUGUCUGGAAAUACUAGUUCUGUGUUUUAUGGCGCUUACGUGUUCUUCGAAAAGCUACGCAUCAAACAGGGUAGGCCCAAGUCAGAGAUGAGGCAGGAGAUGGAGAAAUUCCACCCCAACGGAGUGAAUACCACCGAUCUUCAACUGUGGUGGACAUGUAGGGAUGAUAAGCGUCCCGUUUAUGAUGCCUACGGACGCAUCCACUUCGUCAACCCCCGAUCCUCGUUUAUCCCUUUCCGUACCUAAUGUAUACAAUAUGAUCAAGAAUUAGUGGCACAAUUACUAGCCAGAAGAGUGAAUAUCAGGUACCUAUCUAAAGUACUUGCUUAUAUGCGUUUGUCAACUUAGCUUCAGUAGUCAGGUAGAUUAGCACAUAUAGCUUGUGUUGAAGGGGGGUCAAUUUCUACCUACCUACCAGGUACUAGGAGGUAA
Molecule: messenger RNA, 1436 nt
Organism: Daldinia decipiens
Lineage: Eukaryota; Fungi; Ascomycota; Sordariomycetes; Xylariales; Hypoxylaceae
Exons: 2
Coding region: 348-1250 (300 amino acids)
Source: RefSeq, a predicted model, not a curated record